Molecule: messenger RNA, 264 nt
Organism: Cinara cedri
Lineage: Eukaryota; Metazoa; Arthropoda; Insecta; Hemiptera; Aphididae
Source: the annotation of a GenBank genome assembly
AUGACAUCCGCUGUAUCGACAGUCAAAUUUAAAACAUUUACAACUUUAUUCACAUCAGUAAUUGAGUCAUUUCUUGUAAAAUGUUUGCUCGGAAAUCGACAAAAGACAUGGUUAGGUUCUGCCACAUACGAUAAUCACGAGUGUAAAAACAACGUGGAAAUAAAUUCUCUCGAUGCUAACUUUGCUUGUGUUAAAGCAACCAAAGUGGUUGAACUAGAAGAGGAAAUUACAACAAUACUUCUAUUAGCGAACUAUAGAGAAUAA